This is a messenger RNA of Didymosphaeria variabile, 330 nucleotides long. RefSeq lists its product as uncharacterized. The transcript has a single exon. The record is from RefSeq and is a predicted model, not a curated record. Lineage: Eukaryota; Fungi; Ascomycota; Dothideomycetes; Pleosporales; Didymosphaeriaceae. Bases 1 to 330 code for a protein of 109 amino acids.
AUGGCGAACGAGAACAGUCCGAACACAGCACCGCCUACAAGCGACGGCGCAAACGUUUCAGAACAAUCCUCGAACCAGCCACUGCCGCUGCCUGAACCGCCGACCGACAGCAAGGCCACAGAGCUCAAUGUGAGCACCGGCACCGCCGUCAAGCUCGACCACCUGGGCCCGAUGGUAGUCAACCGCGACGGAACGCUCAGCCGUAUUUCCAACUGGGAACAAAUGACGGAGAUCGAGCGACAGAAUACGCUGCGAAUAUUGGGAAAGCGGAAUCAGUUGCGCAUGGAAACGCUGAAGGCAGCCGAGGAUGCUAAGCCAUCGUCGGAGUGA